AUGCCAUUCUCAUCGGCUGCUCCACCCACCCGUAUAUCUUCUACCACCCCUCUCGCCUCAUCCACCUCGCCCACUCUCCCCCUUCUCCUCACUCGCCCGCUCCACACGGAGCACCGCUGGCAGCCAAGGAAAAACAACAUGAGCGUCAGCCUUCAUUCCCUCGCAGACGCUGCUCUCGCCGACGCCUCAGAGCGCCCCUCUGGCCACUCUCGCUCGCGUUCGUCGUUUGCGCUGCCUCCCAUCGCUGCUCUGCUCAACCCUAUUACCGACUCCCAGAGCAGAGUUGCUCGUUCGCGCCCACAGACGCCCACUCAACAGCCUCUGGUCAAGGGGUGGUCUCCUACUACGCCGUCGUCACAGCCUCGCCCUUCCCAGGCCCCCGCCGAGCAACCUGUCCAAGCGGCCCCUAUCCAGGUCCCGGUUGAACAGGCCCAAGUGUCGUUCGAAUACAACGUCCGCCGGUACAAGCGCGGUGAGCGCCCAAGCCAGCCCCCUGCCCAGACGACUCGCCGUCACACGGCCCCUGUCGUUCCUACCACUGCCACUUGCCGUACCGAUGUGUCAUGCAACGAUACAGCCCAGAACCGCGGCCCAUCGUCAGCAAAAGGAAAAGAGUAUCAUCCCCUUCAAGGUGUACAGCUCGACAAGCAUCACCCAGAGCUCUCUAUCCAUGGCUGGCACGAAGACGCUCGACGUCUGCUCCAGCCCCCCCGGGCAUUUUCGCCUUCGUACCCCCAGCGUGGCCCGUCCGAGAACGCUGUGCAAAGGUCAGUGAGCCAGGGUCCGUAUCCUUCCACACCUGUCGAAUCUGGUGUGCAAGUCCAUGUACAGCAUCCUCGCCCUUGUUGGCCCGAGCCGCUUCCUCAGCUCCCCUACACGUACGUCCCGUACCACCCAUAUCAACAAAUGCCUCACCAUGUCCCCAUCAUUGCCGAGCCGCAACCACGCCACCGUCAGAGGUCGUACAGGUUCAUAUCGCAAAACGAAGAGCUGGCCAAUGCUGCGAGGGCGGGGCAUCUGCAGGCGUCUGCUUCCCAGUCAUGUUUUGGUAUUGAAGGGCCAGCCAAGAGACAGGACCAAAGGAAGAAAGUAUCGGCGUCUGCUCCCGUCAGCCCAAGGAGCAAGGAGCGGCCUCCCUUGGCUACUGCAGCUUCUAGUGUCCCUAUCACGCCCGUCUCGAGCCAUGAGCAGCGGAGCAACAGGUGGACGAGGCACGCAAGCCCUCGCAACAGCUACCCCAUUCGCCCCGUCUCUCCUGCCCAGUCUACCUUGUCCAACGCUAGCACCAUCCUUCCCAUUGACGGGGAGCCUGGGCUUGACAUGUCCUCCGCCACUUCUUCCUCGGGCAGUGAGCCUUUCGAUGGUACGGACAUGGACCAUGAAGAGUCGGAUAGUGAUGACGACAGUGAUGCGAGGGAUAUGGGAGGCAAGCGAAAGCGUGCAUUGCAGAAGAUGACUUCGCCUACCGACUCUACUUUCUCCUCGCCUGCCAAGCGCCUGCUUGACUCGUCCCAGCAGGGGUCCACCCCCACCUCGUCAACGUUCCAAGACUGUUCGCCCGAGAGCCUGGCCAAGCGCCAGCGUACGUCGAGGACUGGUCACUUGUAUGGUGGCGCGAUGGGGACCGAUGGGAAACCUGUCAAGAGGUCGCAGGGGAGGAACAAGGAGAAGAGGAGGGAGCAGAACGCCGUGGCGCAGAAAAAGUUCAGGUGGAAAAAGAAGCAGUUGACUGAAAAAAUGGCCACAGACUUGGAAAGUGCCAAUGCUACGAUCAAAGACCUCGAGCAGCGCUUGGAAGAUUCGCAAGGUCUUGUCAAUAAACUCCAGUCAGAGCUUCACGUCUCUCAAAAAACAGCCGAGGGGUGCGCGUAG
Messenger RNA from Cryptococcus amylolentus CBS 6039, 1872 nucleotides. RefSeq lists its product as hypothetical. NCBI's taxonomy places the organism in Eukaryota, Fungi, Basidiomycota, Tremellomycetes, Tremellales, Cryptococcaceae. Gene Ontology annotation, biological process: regulation of DNA-templated transcription. The coding region runs from base 1 to 1872 and encodes 623 amino acids. The transcript has 3 exons. The record is from RefSeq and is a predicted model, not a curated record. Gene Ontology annotation, molecular function: DNA-binding transcription factor activity.